AUGUCCAUUUUCCUCUCAUCUCAGGCAUCUUUGCCAACAACAGCAGCAGCUUUGCCCGCGGCAUCAUCAACAUGGACCUCUCUCAUCCGCUCCGAGCCCUCCCUCGAGUUCAACCCAUCAUCCUUUCCUGACACCUACCUCUCCGAAUACUUCCUCCCAGCAACCGAUACCCUUUUCCCCGCCACCCCCGUUCUCAGCCUCACCACCUCUUCCACUACAACACCAACACAAACCUGCGACGCCGCAUGCCAAGAAGAACAACGCCGCCAAGAUGAAGAAGACUACAACGAGAAACUCGACGACUAUAACCGCAGAACCGGCACGGCAUACGCGCUGGUCAUCGCUUUACCUAUUGGAAGAGGAGGCUGGGGGAGGAGACUCAGGAGGGGAGGGUGA
Molecule: messenger RNA, 396 nt
Organism: Sordaria macrospora k-hell
Lineage: Eukaryota; Fungi; Ascomycota; Sordariomycetes; Sordariales; Sordariaceae
Source: RefSeq, a predicted model, not a curated record